Symbiodinium sp. CCMP2592 is the source of this 2097-nucleotide messenger RNA. Lineage: Eukaryota; Dinophyceae; Suessiales; Symbiodiniaceae. The record is from the annotation of a GenBank genome assembly.
AUGGCGCCCUUGCAAGAGACUUUGCUCCUGAGCCUCCAGGAAGACGCCGCUAUUGCCGAGUCGAAGGAACUCGUCAGCAUCCGCACAGCCGGUAUUGACGAGUCGAAGGAAAUCGAACCCGGCAACCGUGAGCAAAGUCGGCAGAGCGCAGACAGCUCCUGGUUUGGGCUCGGGUCUUUAUGCACCUGCUCAAGCUGCUCCACCGACCAGGAGGAGACUUUUGCCCCGUCGAAGGACGUCGAACCGAGUUACCACGGGCACAUCCGGGAUGACGCCGCAAGCUGCUGGAUCUCCUUCCCGGGAAAAUACGCGUCAGGCUGGGAAGCUCUGGUCAAGGAGUUUCACCGCGACUCGGUGGCCUGUGUCUUCCUCUGCUCCCCAGAGGACGGCCUGGGGAAGCACGCGGAUGAUCCCGAGAAUCCGGGGAAGUGCUACUGUGCAAGGAUAUAUGGCGAGCGAGACUUCAGAGCGUUCGGCUACCUCUCAGUCCUCAAGGCACCUUACACUGAUGAUAGGAUCAAGAAGUACUGGGAGAAAGCCGCUGCAAUGAACGCGGUCCCAAUCCGUCAAGAUGCAACCGAUGAAGAGAGAGAAGAAGCCACGAAGAAAGCUGAAGAGCAGUGGGAGAAGAUGGGCCGAACAGCCUCCUGGGGAUGUGCCUGGUACAAGCGCUGGUUCGAUCUCGUCUGCACGGCCGUUGAGAAGAAGCAGCGGCUGAAGGCAGUCUUCUUUCCUCGCCAGGUGGGUGAGGGCGUUCCCAGCAUGGAGGAGCUGCCGCAGGUCGACCUUUGGAAUGGGGUUGGAUGUGGCGGCUCGCAGAAAUCCGAGCUUGCAACGGCGAACUUCAUGCGGAAACACUUUCCCGGAUGGGACUAUGAGGAGGUGGAUGUCACAAGAUUUCUGAAGCAUGAGUUUCCACCAGGUGCCCACGUAGAUGCGCUGCAUGGCUCCAGAUGGCGCAAAGGCCUGGUGGUGGACCAGAUGGAGAAAGCCACUACAACACAAUCCGGUGCUCAGUCGACUGAGUUGUACUGGAAGAUCAGGUGUGACGACUCUCGGGAGAUCUUUGAAGCAAAAGAAGUCCACCAUCGCGAUCUGGCAGUUGAGACGCUGUUGGACUCGCACGGUGACUUCCUCCACGGUGCUUUGCGCCAAUGCCUCAUGGACAUAAAGAUAUUACAAACCGAUGCUUCCCGCCUUCGCACCGGCACCCCAGCGCUGAGUGUCCGCAUCGAAAUGAACAGCAUCCACUCACUUCACGGGCUGAGAGAUCGCGUUUUGAGUGGUGCCUUCGAUCAGAGUGUCAACGAAGGCUUGGCUGCCAUGGCUCCAGAGUACAAGAUCAAGUUUGACAAGAGCCGCUUCUUCGAACUCUACGAGGACAGCCUACUGGGGCUGGAGAAGUUGACCUACCAUCAGCAGGUGAAGCUGAAAGAGAUGGAGGGCCUCAACGACGUCCACCUCUCCGCCCCAGCGGGUGCGGGAAAGACGUUCGUCGCGGUGCAGCAUGCCCUUGACCAUCUCAGUUCGCACCCGUCGGCUCGAGUCCUCUAUGUCGCUCCCUCUGAGAGCCUUGGUCUCCACUUCAUCCGGUGGAUUUCUAUGCGACUUGCAUCAAGAACCCGGGCCAGCAACGGCAGCAGCUUCUCGCGUCUCCGGACCUCCUUUUCUUCUGAGGGAUCCGGACGAGAAAGCCCGAGCGAAUGGUUCCGCAGUACUCUCGUCCAAGGGCCAAAUCUAGGAAUGCAUCCGAACGAUCCGGAGCCGACGAAGACGUCGGAGUGCAAGAUCCAGGAGCUGCUCACCAGAAUGACUCUCUUGCACCACCCCUACAAGAACUUCCAGCUGCCCUCCUUGGACGACGAUCGCAUAGUUCUGUCGGACGAACCCGACAUGCAAGAGUGUGACUUGGUGGUCUUCGACGAAUGUCACACAAUCUUUUCUCUUCCACCUGCAGAGAUGAGUCGGACAAUGCUCCCUCGUCUGUCGGCACCGCGCCGGCUGCUUCUUUCAGAUGUGUCGCAGUCCGCUUCGGUGAGCCAGAGGUGGUCCGCAGCACGAAACGCAUUGUUGCAGGUGCAGCCACGUUUCAGCUAA